GCGCAUGCGCCGUCUGUCUGGGCCAUUAUUUUGUCCUCCUCAAGCUUCAAAUGAACAACAGGCUAAGCGUUCCUUGAAAUGAAUUAAAUAUUAAUACACGGAAGGAGCAUUUUUUUUCUUCUUGUUCAUCACCGCCGGCAUACAUGGAGUCUCUCGGUCAAUAGCUCGUUGUGUCGCCGGGCUGUUCGGUCCUCCGUUGGACUUGGAGGCCGAAAACAGUGCGCGAAGUGACAGCCCCGUUAAAGCCAGCAGAUUGGGUGUUUAUCUAGUUGGCUAGCCACCUAGCUAGCUUCCUAGACAGCUAAGAGGGGAGGAAAAAAACCCAAAAGGACCAUCUGAUAACUUCAGGAAAGGGAGAGCCGUGGCCGUCCCUGUCCCGUCCAACCUGCUGAGGGGAUGGCACACCUUCGAGACAUGCAAAACCAGAAUACCCGGUUGGACCCUGAGGAGUACUUCACCAAGCAGGAGCGGAUUGGGAAGGGUUCCUUCGGUGAGGUCUACAAAGGCAUCAACAACCGUACGAAAGAGGUGGUGGCGAUUAAAAUUAUAGACCUGGAGGAGGCGGAGGAUGACAUUGAAGACAUUCAGCAGGAGAUCACAGUGCUGAGCCAGUGUGACAGUCCUUUUGUUACCAAGUAUUAUGGAUCAUACCUGAAGGGGACCAAGCUGUGGAUUAUCAUGGAGUAUUUAGGUGGAGGAUCUGCUUUGGAUCUGCUCCGUCCAGGGCCUCUUGAAGAGACCUAUAUUGCCACUAUACUGAGGGAAAUACUUAAGGGGCUGGAGUAUCUGCACUCUGAAAGGAAGAUUCACAGAGAUAUCAAAGCUGCCAAUGUGCUCUUGUCGGAGCAGGGCGACGUGAAGCUGGCAGAUUUCGGGGUGGCGGGACAGCUGACAGACACCCAGAUUAAGAGGAACACAUUUGUCGGCACGCCUUUCUGGAUGGCUCCAGAGGUUAUCAAACAGUCAGCGUACGACUUCAAGGCUGAUAUCUGGUCCUUGGGCAUCACUGCUAUUGAGUUGGCUAAAGGGGAACCUCCCAACUCUGACCUACAUCCCAUGAGGGUCCUGUUCCUCAUCCCCAAAAACACUCCUCCCACCCUGGAAGGGCCUUACAGCAAACCCUUCAAAGAGUUUGUGGAGGCUUGUCUAAAUAAAGACCCUCGUUUUAGGCCAACUGCCAAAGAGCUUCUGAAGCACAAGUUCAUCACACGUUACACCAAGAAGACGGCCUAUCUGACAGAGCUGAUUGACCGCUACCGACGCUGGAAGUCAGAGGGACACGGGGAGGAGUCCAGCUCUGAUGACUCAGACAUGGAUGCUGAUGGUGACGUGGAUACAUGUCCCAUGUGGACCUUCCCCACAGUCAGACCCAACUCUAUGAACAAGUUACAGAAGGGCUACACACACACAGAUUCAGAGUCUGGAGAUUCGGUGAAAAGGCAACCCAAGUCACAAUGCUUGUCUGCUUUGGUAACACCCAUCUUCAGAGAGUUGAAGGAGAAGCGGCGGGCAAGUGGCGGAGGCGUAGGAGCCAUUGAAGAGCUGGAGAACGCCUUCAACCUCGCCGAGGAGUCCUGUCCGGGCAUCUCUGACCGCCUCGUCACACACAUGAUGGAGAGAGUGUGCAGGUUUUCUUUAAAUGGUAACACCACCCCGUCUUCACGGUGAAACCCCAGCUGGAUGUAACUUAACCCCUGACCACACCACACCCCCACCCCCUUGUUUUCAGUCUCCCAGACCCACCCAACUUCUCAGAUAAGGACCACAGAAGAACACCCCCCCCCACACACACACACACACACACCAUUCCCUCCUCCCUACCUUUGCACCCUUCCCCAUCCUAUCCCAGAAGAGAUCUUUUAAUUAGUUAUAAUUAAAUAUUUUUACAGUUUUUCUUUAAGAGCGGAGAGUAUUUAAGACAAAAAAAGCCAUGACAUUUAGAGCGUUGUGUAUACCUGUUAGACUGAGAAGAAAAAACUAUAAUAAAGUCUAUGGAAAAUGC
Messenger RNA from Lates calcarifer (barramundi perch), 2002 nucleotides. It is a transcript of the gene stk25b, whose product is annotated as serine/threonine kinase 25b. Gene Ontology annotation, biological process: protein phosphorylation. The transcript has 11 exons. Gene Ontology annotation, molecular function: protein kinase activity; ATP binding. The record is from RefSeq and is a predicted model, not a curated record. NCBI's taxonomy places the organism in Eukaryota, Metazoa, Chordata, Actinopteri, Centropomidae. The coding region runs from base 397 to 1668 and encodes 423 amino acids.